Salpingoeca rosetta is the source of this 1089-nucleotide messenger RNA. RefSeq lists its product as uncharacterized. Lineage: Eukaryota; Choanoflagellata; Craspedida; Salpingoecidae. Gene Ontology annotation, molecular function: calcium ion binding. The transcript has 3 exons. The record is from RefSeq and is a predicted model, not a curated record. Gene Ontology annotation, cellular component: extracellular region; lysosome. Gene Ontology annotation, biological process: cell-matrix adhesion. The coding region runs from base 134 to 733 and encodes 199 amino acids.
UCGCAAUCUUGCAUGACUUCUGUCAAAGCAACUCGCUCGGCUGCUGUGUUGCCGCAUUUUCGCUGUUUUGUGUUUCUUUUGGCCACUGACUGCUGUUUGUGUUUUGCGAUCGCAUCAUCCCACACCACCGGAUAUGAAGCUGUUUGUUCUUGCUGUCCUUGCGGCCUGCGUUGCCGCCAGCGCUGCGCUGACCAUCCCUGCUCGCUGCCAGAGCCCCAAGCAGUUCUACGGCCAGGUCUUUGCCUUUGAGCAGCACCGCUCUGAGCGUGGUGAGGUCCAGGGUGACUACUUCUACGAUGAGACCAACAUGCGCAAGGCCCGUUACGAGCGCGCCCACGUGAACGGCAGCAACUACCGCCUGCACAUCAUCGAGCUCUUCAACGAGAAGAAGUACUACGAGAUCAACCUGGACACCGACGAGUGCCGCUCCGGCGACCUGACCGCUCCCUUCAUCCCCCACGGUGUUGUCCGCAACGCCACCUUCCGCGGCGACUUCAUUGUUGGCACCUCCGCCAUUGAGGGCGCCGGCGUCGAGAUUGAGCUCUGGACCCACGAGUUCCAGCAUGAGGGCCACCGCUUCUACUGGACUGGCGAGUUCACCCGCGUUGCCUGCGUGCCCGUCCGCACCACCGUCCAGGGCGAGCAGGGCGAGUUCUUCACGGAGUCCUUUGUCGACGUCGUUGGCGGCAUCCCAGACCCCAACGCCUUUGUUGUGCCUUCCAGCUGCAACUAAGCGUGCGCGAAGCCGGGCGUGAACAGGGGCGCUGGCCGACAUUCGGCGCUUGGAAGCCGUACUCAACUCAGUUCACGUGCUCCUGGUCACAUGCAUCCUCUUCCCAAUACCCCAUACCUUUACAACACUCCCUACUCUGAUCGCCUGAUGCGCUUUGUUCGUGUUAUCGCUUUCUCCCUCCUCUUCUGUUCAGAAGCAACAGCAGCAAGCCCUUCAUGUCACAGUGGAACGUGCAUGUCUGUGUUCUCCUCUGUUCCUUGCUCCAACCAACCAACAGUGAACUGACCACAAACCAACCGCAUGUACUGAUGAUGAUGAUGAUGAUCACGACAAUAGCAAGAAAAUGGCGAUGACGA